UAAUUAAAAGGCCGUCAUAUGCGGAUAUAGCUUACCCGUAAGAACAGAAAGAAUUCCAAGAAAGAAAAAUGAAAGAUCCUUAGCUGUUAUGCACGGAACAUAUUAUUUAAUGUGCGGAAAAGAAUAGAUUUACCCGGCAAAACACAGUCUUGACUCAUUCCCAGCAAAUCUCUCCCAUAUAUCGCCUAACUGGAAAACCCACCGCUUACGCAAAGGGAGAGAAAAAGCUGGAAUGAUGAAGCUCAUCAUUUUCUGCCUUUUUCUGGGCGCCGCCGCUGUGGAGGGCCAUGAAUUUGCCGAGGAGUUCUUCUUCAAUAAGACAGAGUUGCCAUUAUUGGAAUCUGUGUCCAAUAAUGGAGCUGCCGACACUAAUCCUGCCCCUCGCUUGGUUCCCCUUACUCUUAUUCAAGGAGCUGCAGCUAAAGGAGCUGUGUGUCUUGAUGGGACAUUACCUGGUUAUCACAUUGAUCUGGGCUACGGAUCGGGAUCAAACAGUUGGCUCAUUCAAAUGGAGGGUGGUGGAUGGUGUAACACCAUUAGAUCAUGUGUUUACCGCAAGACAACGCGCCGCGGGUCAUCAAACUUUAUGGAGAAGAAUCUUCCAUUUACGGGAAUCUUGAGCAAUAAGGCCGAAGAAAAUCCAGAUUUUUACAACUGGAAUAGAAUUAAAGUCCGCUAUUGUGAUGGUGCAUCAUUCACUGGAGAUAGUGAAAACCAGGCUGCACAGCUACAAUUUAGAGGGCAGCGCAUAUAUCAAGCUGCAAUGGAUGAGUUAAUGUCGAAAGGAAUGCGUCACGCCGAACAGUCUCUUCUUUCUGGAUGCUCUGCUGGCGGUCUUGCUUCAAUAUUGCACUGUGAUGAGUUCCGAAGUUUAUUUCCUAGUAGUACUAGAGUGAAGUGCUUGAGUGAUGCUGGACUGUUUAUGGACGCAACAGAUGUAUCUGGUGGUCGUAGCCUAAGGAAUGUCUUUGCAGGGGUAGUAAGCGUACAGGAUCUUGUGAAAACCCUGCCACAAUCUUGUACAUACCACUUUGAUCCAACCUCAUGCUUCUUUCCUCAGAAUUUGAUUGGCAACAUCAAGACUCCUCUCUUCAUUCUCAAUGCUGCUUAUGAUUCAUGGCAGCUCCAAGAGAGUUUGACUCCUCCUUCAGCUGACCCAAAUGGCAGCUGGCACAGCUGCAGAUUAGACAAUCAGAAAUGCUCUAAAUCACAGAUUGAUUUUCUGCAAGAGUUCAGAAAUAAGAUGUUAAAUACUCUAAAGGGUAUUACAGCUUCUAAACAAAUGGGAUUAUUUAUAAAUUCAUGUUUCGCUCACUGCCAAUCUGAGAGGCAGGAUACAUGGUUCGCUGAUGACUCUCCUGUUAUCCGUAACAAGGCAAUUGCACUUGCAGUGGGAGAUUGGUAUUUUGAUCGGGCAAGAGCAACAUACAUCGACUGUGCAUACCCUUGUGAUCGAUCAUGUCACAACUUGGUCUUCAGAUGAGCAUGCAAUUUUGACUUUUCACAUAUUUUAAUCUUAUACCCCAGCGGAAAAUUUUCGCAAUGUAUAGGAUCUUCAGAAUCACCUGUUCCAAUUCAAUUUGUGUAGUUUGUGAAUUGUUGAGGUUUUGUUUUUUGUAAUAAAUUGUGUUUUAUUUUUCUUUUUGUUUUUGGGCAAUCAUAAAAAUAGUGGUAAUAAUUUCAUACAAUAUACUACUAGUAUAUUACUACGUAUUAGGCUAGUAGUUUUGGGACAAUCCUUUUUUUCUAUACAGUGUGUACACAGUACACUCUGCUCUCCAUAUCGAAAUUAAUUUUGUAGGUUGAAUGUUUUUUUUAAUUGGAUUGACAUUUGCUUGUUUGGUCUGCAUCCGACAAAUGGUUGAUUUAUUUGUACUUUAUAACCAUCAAAGUUUAUGUUU
Messenger RNA from Cuscuta epithymum, 1901 nucleotides. The record is from the annotation of a GenBank genome assembly. Lineage: Eukaryota; Viridiplantae; Streptophyta; Magnoliopsida; Solanales; Convolvulaceae.